Molecule: messenger RNA, 4182 nt
Organism: Periophthalmus magnuspinnatus
Lineage: Eukaryota; Metazoa; Chordata; Actinopteri; Gobiiformes; Gobiidae
Gene: itpkb
Product: inositol-trisphosphate 3-kinase B
Exons: 12
Coding region: 521-2695 (724 amino acids)
Biological process (GO): inositol phosphate biosynthetic process
Cellular component (GO): cytoplasm; nucleus
Molecular function (GO): inositol tetrakisphosphate kinase activity; inositol-1,4,5-trisphosphate 3-kinase activity
Source: RefSeq, a predicted model, not a curated record
AGUCAGAUCGAGCUUUUACUACGAGAAGCAUGUCAACACCAACCUCCAGAGAAAACUACUUAUCGUGAGGGCCACUGUCAGUAACAACGCCCUUUGAACGCGGCUCCCAAAGGUUUCCAAGUCCGGCGACGCAAAUGUGAAAGGAUCGCGCAUUUUUCAUCCAAUUUUUUAAAACUUUUGUGCGUUGGAGCGCAGAGCAGCGUCGAGACUGUGCGUUAAAGGGAGCAACCAGACCAUCGAACACAAAAAAUGCCUGAAAUCCUUAUAUAGCAGUGGGUUUUUUUCUCGAGUAGUUGUUUUUUCAGUACGGAGAAAAGGGAAUCGACUUGGAUUUGAUGUUGCAGGCGGUACACGGUGAUACAAUUUGACUGGCCUGGAUAGAAGCUUUUGGGAGGCUGAGAAGACAUCCUUGUGGUUGUGUUGCUGCUGACUGAAUGCAGAGGAGGCAGAGACGCCCGUGACCCAGGGGACAUUGUCCGAUGUGUGUCCAGCUCCUGAAGCCCAUGGCCUGGCCGCGGGGAUGGCAACUUCUGCCCUGAACCUCAGAGUCAUGAACAGCAGUAAUCAGUUCCACGCUCAGCCAGGCUCCUCUAACGGCUCCAGAGCAAGGACCAGUGCUGUGGGUCGACCCGUGCUCCCCGUCCCCGACAGAAGCACCUACUGCCAGUUGCUGGGAGGCCUCUACAGCCCCACCAGCCCGUCCAGUCCCACCAGCCCUACGACAAGUCGUCAAACUCUGGGUCCAACUUUUGUGUUCCCCUCUCCCUCCUCCCCGUCCUCCCUGUGCUUGAGCCCCAGCCCGCCCCGUCGCGCUCGCUCCCCCUCUCCUCGCAGCCCUGAGCUCCUGGGUGUCAAUGUGGGCCAGAGGGUGCGCCGCCUGAGUUCAUCUGGCUGUGAGGACCGAGGGGAGGCAGAGGGGCAGGAGGAGCGCCCAGGGGAGGGGGAGACCCGGGAGGACCGGAGACGCCAGGCACAGCUGCUGCAGAUCCACCGCGAACUGCAGAACGUGGAGGUCAGAGGAAAAGUCGGUAUUUUCGAGGCCCACAUCUCCGGGAUCCGUGCCCAGGUUAACAGCGAACUCCAGCGCAGUCCUCGGUUUCCACGGCGAUCAACUAGCCACGCCCCUUUCCCUCUCAGCCAAUCCCAAAACUCUGCACCCCAAUGCCCAAUGACACACCCACAGGAGAGCAAGGUUCCCUGUGUGGUCCCCAAUGGAAGAGAAAGAGAGGAGGAAGAGGAGAGGAGGCAGGAGAGUUCUGCCAAGUUGCCCACGGAGAACCAAAAUGGACGCAGUACGGAUACAGUUUCGCACAAUUUAUUGCCGGAUGGAGAGAAUAUAGAACGACUUAGAGGGAAGGAUGGAGAGGAGGAUGAACUUCAAGCUAAACGAGAAAGGACAGAGAUAAACAAAAUGGAAAUGCAUGAAAAUGAAACGCAAAUGGAGUUAGUAGAAAGUGGUGUAGCUUCUUUAUCGGACCUGUCAGAUCAAAACCACUCUUUCACCAACAUUCCUCCUAUCCCUGCUGUUAUAAUCACGGACCACGAGGGCCCACUUCCAGCUUCAGAAGGGUUCAGCUCAGACCUGCCAAUGUCCUGCACGCCAAGCCCAGGCUCGAGCCCCAUUCCCGGGCACAACUUCUCCACUCGCUCCCUCAGAAAGCUGUCUUCGUCCUCCACCUCUUCCGCUGGGUUCUCCUCAUCAUGGGAAGAGUCUGAAGAAGACAUCUCCAGUGAUAAUGAGAGGGGGGACCAGCUACUCAACCCGUCUGUGCUCAGUUCUCAGCAGAAAGCACACAAAUCUUGGAAGAAAAUCAAAAACAUGGUCCACUGGUCGCCGUUCGUUAUGUCCUUUAAGAAGAAGUAUCCAUGGAUACAGCUGGCGGGGCAUGCAGGGAGCUUCAAGGCUGGAGCCAAUGGUCGGAUAUUAAAAAAACACUGUGAAUGCGAGCAGCGCUGCCUGUCCCUCCUCAUGAAGGACGUGCUGCGGCCUUACGUGCCCGGUUACCAUGGAGACGUGGAGAAGGACGGUCAGAAGUACAACCAGAUGGAAGAUUUGUUGGCUGAGUUCGACUUCCCAUGUGUCAUGGACUGUAAGAUGGGCGUGAGGACAUAUCUCGAGGAGGAGCUGACCAAAGCUCGCAAGAAGCCUUCUCCAAGACCAGACAUGUACCAGAAAAUGGUUGAGGUGGACCCUAGUGCCCCUACAAUUGAAGAAAACGACCAGAAAGCAGUGACCAAGCCUAGAUACAUGCAGUGGAGAGAAACUAUAAGCUCAACGGCCACUUUGGGUUUCAGGAUAGAAGGAGUCAAGAAAGAGGACGGCACGGUGAACAGAGACUUCAAGAAGACAAAAACGAGAGAGCAAGUGACUUUGGCCUUCCACGAAUUUGCCAAGGGAAAUAAAGACAUUCUGAAACUUUAUCUUGAAAGGCUUAAAGAGAUCAGAGACACACUAGAGAUUUCUCCAUUCUUCAAAACACAUGAGGUCAUUGGCAGCUCCUUGUUGUUUGUCCAUGACAGUAAGGGACGGGCCAAAGUCUGGAUGAUCGAUUUUGGUAAAACUACUCCUCUUCGUGAAGGAGACGAGCUCACACAUCGGGCAACAUGGAUGGAGGGCAACAGAGAAGACGGCUACCUGUAUGGACUUGAUAGUUUGGUGGACAUCAUUUCAAAUAUGGUGGACUCUGAGACAUGAAGAGUAGGGUGUCUUUAUUUUAUUUUAAUUAAGAGAACACUUGCAACCUCUUCCACUAAUUCCUCACGUGUCUUGGGACAAUUGGUUGACUUGGACUUGGUUUUGACUUAAUCGAAUUGGAAAUAUUGACAUCAUUCCCUUAAUAACCAAUGGCCAUUGAUGGAUGCAGUCUCUUCCAUAAGUGUCUGAUAUUUGGAUGUGAUACAUAAUAUAAAAGGAAUAUUUUUGUGAUGCACAAAAUACAGGUCUUGUAUGCUGAAAUGUGCUUGUGUAGGCAGGACAAAUCCGGGUGUAAAGACAGCAAAAAGUCAGUAAGUACAUUUCUAUGCAAUGGCAAGUCAAACUGUAAGAUUAACAUACAAAAUAUAUUUUGUAAAUCUCAAAUUUAGGAUAAUGAUUCUGACCAAGGCUCAAGAAAAAGUACUAGCAUUAUGAUUUCAAUUUUUGUGUUUUGAAACCUAAUUUUUUAAAUAUUGAAAUUGUUUUUUAACACAUUUACUAAAGUAAUGCUUAAUUUGCAUCCUUUUAGCUACAGUUUGCCUUGGCAUUUGCAGUAUACAAAAUAUGCUGAUCACUAGUGACCCUUAAGUUUUAACUACCGAAUGGCAUUUCCUCUGGUAGGAGUUUUAAUUGGAAUUUUAAAGGGGAAAACUUUUAUCUGUUUCCACAUUUGCUAGUACCACUUACUAUGGUGCCCUUUACGCCCCUCCUGUAAUGAGCUAAAGUCUAGUUAACUAUAAAGGAAGUCCUCAUUCCAUAUGUUAGUGUCCCAGGAAAACACUUUUUACACUGUGUUUGAAUUGUUCACAUGUACAGUAGUUACCUGGUUUUGUUUUGUUUUAAUGUUGUACUUAAAUGGAACACUUACAGCCAUGAACAAUGUUAUUUAAGCUAUACAGUGCCUUGUCAAUGCGAAGCCAAGUCAAAAAACUGAAAAUAUUCUAAGGUUUUAGUUGUUUGUUUUUUUUAGUUGAAGGUGCACUAUGUAACUUUUCCAGAUUGUCUUCAUGGAAAUAUUAAUGCUUUGCCUGGAAUGUUCCAUGGAUUAGCAUUUCGCAUUAAACCUAUAUAUCUUUUAUUAUUUAGACAUACAAGUUAGAGACUAUAUAUUUGGAGAGAUGAUCCCACUACGGUAUUUUUGAGCAAUAAAAACACAUGUAAUUGAAUAAAUGUAAGACAUUAACCUUUAAUGUAAUACUGUGGAACAUUUUAGAUAAAACAAUAACAUCUCCUAACAAAUAGUUGAUGGACCCCUCACUAGAAAGUUACAUAGUGCACUUUUAAGUUUAUUCCUGCUGGUUAGUCUUAUGUGAGUGCAUGUUUAUUAUACAUGAAAAUAUGUUUUAAAGUUGUAGUUCAUAGUCUAUUUAUAACAUUAUGUUGUGUUUUAGACAAAGGUUUCUCUGACAUGUGAAUUAUGGACUGUUACAGUGUGUAUAGAGUUAAGCAUGUUUUCUGCAAUGACAGUAAAAAUGCAUCUUAAAAUC